AGUGAACGAGUACUAGGUAGGGGAUUUGGAUUUUUUUCAAAAAGUGAAAGAUGACUGUGUUUCAGUUUCUGUUUGCUUCUUCUUCAUUUAUUUGUGUCAAGUGACGACAAUGACGUUGAACUACAAACUGGAUUUCAGCAUUGGGUCCGUGACCUCUGCAGGAUCAUCUUCUACCCGUCAAGGUAAAAACCAAGAAGAUUCAGAUGUCCGUAUCGAGAAGGCUUCUCAAAUCUCUUUCAAACCUUUCGCCGCUCUGCCCACGGCAGCUCCCUUCCAGUUCUAUCCGGGCGAGCGUGGUGGCGACAGUUCGACGUCAGCAUACUACGCCUCGGGUUAUGGAUUCGACUUUGACAACUAUGGAGCUGCCCCGCCCCAGAUUCCGGACGAUUCCUCGUCAUCCAGUGACAGUUUUUAUGGUGGUGCGGAGACCGCCUUUAACUACUACGCCCGGCGGGCGGCCAACAGCGACACGGUCUUGCGCCCGCCCCCGAUUCCCAUGCCGAACCACCCCUCAAAGGCGAAUCCCUUCAUCGUGGGGAGCUCCGGGCGCAGCAGUGGCUUGGAGGACGAUUUCCUGUACGACGACUUCCACCUGAUGCAGCUGCAGAGGAAGGCGAAAACGUUGCAGAACGGUAUCGCGCAAGUGCUGUUGUGCCUGAAGACCAUUUCGGCGCUGCGGCCCAUGGUUCCGCGACUGGUGAAACAGGAGCUGUUGAGCAUCACGGGCGAACCGAAGAAGAAACCCACAGACAAGAACCCGGAGGGGUUCGGGGACCCACUGACAGACGCCUUUCUGGAGCGGAUGGAGCGCGACACGAAACGGGUCCUGGACGAGGACGACUUUUGCACCGCACUGAUGCGGCUGAAAGUGAUCGCGGAGGUCCAGAACCCGGACCUGUCGGGCGACGCGCCGGAGACCCGGGAGAUGACGGUGAUGCAGCGCCGCGAGCACGCGAAGGUGUUCUUGCAGUUCUGGCGGAUCGACCUGGCCGUGAUCUCGAUUCUGGAAGAGCGGUUCGUGAACCUGAAAGAUCUGCUGCGCGCCGAAACCCGGUACGCGGCCCGGUGCGCCGAGGAGAAGCGCGAGUUGCACAAACUGCGCGAGAACAACGGCCCGAACUUCUCGAACAACCCGAACACGCUCACACACGACGCGUUCCUGCACGGCGCCAUCUCCAGCGGCUCCCGCCGCCCGUUCUCCAUCGUCGGCCACUCGUUCAAGCUCGCGCACCGGAUAAGCCAGAAAACGGACCUGCUCCGCACGCUGCACGAGCUGCGGCAGCGCAAUCAGGAGCUGGCCCACACGUUCGUGGACAUCGAGAUGCGCACCCGUCAGGUCCGCCAGCGGUGCGCGCAGAUUCUGCAGGACCGGAGCGAACGGCAGCGCAGGUACCUAACGCGCGGCGACUACGACAAGUCGCAGAGCGAGUUGUCGGCGCUGACGAAGCAGCGGAAGUUGCUGCAGAUGUUGGUGGACCUGCAGGAGGAACUGCGGAACUGCCGCAACGAGUACUUCGAGCGGGAGCGCAACCUGCCGCAGAACGUGAAGAACCAGUCGGGGAUGAUGCGCAACGACGGCAUCGAGGACCGGCUCCUGCGGGCCGGCGGCUCUCCCGCGGACAGCUCGCAAGUGGUGGCGCUGGGCCAGCUGCUCCAGCGCCGCUUCAGCGACUACUACAACACGGUGAACGACCAGGACAACACCGGCAUCGACCUGAUCGAGCGGCAGCAUCUGACCAAGCAGUUGGAGGACGACCCCAUGGGGCGGCUGCUGAUCCGCCCGCUGCCCGACAAGAAAGACGAGCUGGAGAGGGAGCUGGAGGAGCUCGGGUACAUGAAGAAGCAAAUGGAGGACUACAUGUUGGGCAACCUGAAGACCGGCCCAGAGCUCAACGCGCUCAUGGACGCCCUCGACGACAAGAUUCAAGCCGUCAACGAGCGGCUCGGCUUCCUCGCCAAACCGAGCAAGGCGCGGCUCAACGAGGACAUGGUCUGGUCUCCCUACGGAUUCGGCCCGCGCGACUUCGUGGAUCUCGGAGUCACGAAAACACCUAAAGCGAAGGGGGGCGUGCUGCGCGAAAUCGAGGCCAUACAGUACGGGGAAUUUUUUCUUGAUCAUUUACAUUUUUAUUUCAUAGGAAGAGUCCUCGUUGGCCCGUCCUGUUCCUUAUUUGGUUUCUGUUGUUGUUGGCAGUAGUACCUUUUCGUGCAUGAUUAUGACGAUGGAACAAGAUCUUCAUCUUUAACAGUUACAUUGUCAUUGAAUAUUACCAGGGACGGCGCGCAUAUCAUGGAGAAGCGGCCGGAUGUGAAGGAGGCGAAGAAGAAUUUGCGCGGCGAGUUGUUGGAUGGAGACGAGGAACACUUUGACGCGGAUCGGGAUCCGUUGGGGCACCGCAUAUGAAAGUGCAUAACUCCCCCUCCCCCUCAUUUGUCAUGCAAAACCCCAGAUCCAAGUGCCUCCCUGUGGCACUGUUUGCAUGACAGAUUCCGGAAGCCCAAACAGUACUACACUAGGCGCAUGAACUUGUCAUGCACUUGCUCCAUGUGUGCUGGUGUUUGUAUUGCUGUUCAUGCUAACAAAUGAGGGGAAGGGGCAGGGGGAGUUGUGCACUGUCAUACCGCCUGCACCUUGGGAAGAAGCCCAUCCUGAACCGCAGCGGUAUCUCCUCCGCUGAGUCCGUUUCGGACAGCUCGUCCACCGGUUCGAGCGACGAGGCCCGCAGCGGGACGCAAGCCUCGGCGCGAAGUAGCGCGGCGUCUGCGUCCCGCGGCGGGAGCAGUGCUACGUCCGCCUCCGGCGUGUCCGGCGUGUCGUCCAGCAUGCGAUCCAGCGGCAGCAGCAUGGAGUCCUCCCGUGCGGGUGAAAGCAGCCGCGGCGACAGCAGCCGCCCAGACAGCAGCCGCCCAGACAGCAGCCGCGCUGCCAGCACCCGCGCUGCUAGCAGCCGAGCGACUGGCGCGAAGCAAACGCGAGGGCAGUCCGGAGCAUCGUCAAAUUCCUCGUCUUCGAGUUCGGGCGGACCGGCAUCCAGCAUGCUCUCGUCCGCAAAGUCGUCGGUCCGGAAGUCGACGCAAAAGGCCUCGGCGCGAAGUAGUGGGAGCUCCUCGGCCGCUUCGUCGGGGGUGCCGUCGUCGGCCAGCAGCAUCGACCAGUCGCAAGCGGCCUCGGCCGUGAGUCGGGGUAGCAGUAGGGUGGGUAGUGGAACGCGCGGUUCUACUUCGGCGCGGGGUAGCACCAGUCGGGGUGCCUCGUCGCGUCCCUCGACCACCCGGGCCUCCAAGGUGAAGUCUGCGAUGCGGUCCUCAGGUGCGUCGUCCGCUUCCGGCUCAUCGGGCGCCAAUUCCGGGGCCGCGGCGAGUUCCUUCUCCGGCGGUAACCGUAGCGAACAAAGUGGUGAAAGUGCUGGCAGCGGGAGUGGGAGCGGCAGUGGAAGUGGAAGUGGCAGCGGGAGUGGCACUGAGAGCAGUUAGAGUACUAGCGCGCUACUUCCUCCGUGUGCGUACGAUCUUCAGUACAAAAUGAAGGCAACAAGUGGCACUGAGGGUGCCAGUCAGUGUUAUCCUCAUCGAUUUGGGUAUGUUGUACAUACUACAGUACAGCUAGUCGUGCUCCCCCCGAUCCACUUCGUUAUGUACACAUAGGAGAAAGUAGAAUACUUAUCGCAGCUGUAGUGUCGACAUUGGCUACCUUGUCACAAUUUGUGAACCGAUCGUGCGAGGUCGGAGCUGAUUCGCCGCAACAUCUGCCGCCUUAUCAAAUCAACAAGUAUCAUUUCCAUCCGACGAAGUUCCAUUAACAAUCCCCUCUUAUUUGUAGCUCCAGCGGAUCCGCACGCCCUUCCUUUGAAGAUUUUAUGAAGAUCCAGACAGAGUAGAUGCUGAUAGUAAACCAAUCAGAUGGUUGCGCUCGGUACGUCGUCCGCGCAUGUAUCUGUGCCUUGAUGCGCAAGACGAUCACAAUUAAUUUCCGUCGCUGUACUACGCUUGUGGUCGGCAGACAGUACUUACAGAAAACAUGAUCAUUCCUGUCAAUGGCGUCUCCAAUCGAACAAUGAACUGAAGAUUGAUCAUCGUCAACAAGUCGUGC
This is a messenger RNA of Amoebophrya sp. A120, 4090 nucleotides long. NCBI's taxonomy places the organism in Eukaryota, Dinophyceae, Syndiniales, Amoebophryaceae. The record is from the annotation of a GenBank genome assembly.